AUGAUUUAUAUUGAUUCACAUAAUUUGUUCUAUAUAUGUAGUUGUUUUCUUGGGUCAGUAUGUACUUUAUGCAUAUGUAAAAACCGUGAUUUAAUACCUCACAUUAGUGAAAAUAAACACAUAGGUCAAAUAUAUCGUUUUUUAAAUAUUCAUAAAUAUGAAUCAUUCAGUGUUAUAAUUGAGAUUCAUCACAUAAAUUUAAAAUUUAGUGACGAUGAAAAAAAAAAGUAUAUAAUUCACUUGAAAAUUGGAAAUCGAUAUGCUUAUACCCACUAUUAUAAAGAGUAUCAGAAUAAAAUUCAUAUAGAAGAAAGAAAAAACAUGCUAGUUAAACAAAAUAACAAUGUUCUAAGAAUUGAGGUUUAUAAAAAAGGGACAUUAAAAAACACUUUUUUCGGUUCAUCUGAUAUUCACAUAUAUAAUGAUAUAAUUAAAAAAUUAUUUCCUAAUAAUAUAUAUUUUAAUUUAGUGAAUAAGAAUCAGAUAGUUGCAAAUAUAUCUUUAUCAUUUCAUUAUAUUAAUUUAAAUUGUAUAAAAAAGGAUGAUCAAAUAUAUACAUCUCUUUUUAUUGAAACUAUUAUAUCAGUUCAGAAAAGUCAAAAUAAAAAUAAUAAAAAAAUAGAAGAACUCAUAAAUGAAGGAAAAGAACAUUUUGAGGCUAUUAAAGAAACUGAUGUUAGUUUAAAUAUAUAUAAGAACAUAUCUAGUUUAGCAAUUGAGGAUAAAAUUCACCUUUUUUGUAAAAAUUUGAAUGGAUAUUUGCUGUAUAGUAAUUAUUAUGUAAAAAGAUAUUAUUACAAAUAUUAUUUCUAUUUACACUUUUUUAAGGGGAAAUUCUAUUGGUGUUAUUAUAAUGAUGAAACGGAUGCACUGGUAGAUAACAAUAGAAUAGAUUACAUUAGGUUAGAAUACGUGGUUAAUGUAUACAGUGAUGUUUAUAAUCAUAAGUAUUUUUAUAUAAAAUAUAAAAAAAAAAAUGAAAAAAAAGAGAAUUACUUGUACUUAAAAACUGUAGAUAAAGAUAGAAAUAUAUGGAUAAAUGUUAUUCAUGAUUUUAUAAUUUUGAUUAAUAAUUAUAAAAAUGAAAAAAAAAGUAAAAAAAAAAAACUUAAAGAGAAAAAUAAACAAGAUAAAAAAAGAACUUCUAGAGAAAUAGAGGAUAAUAACAAUAGUUUAUCUCAUUCUUUAUCUAUGAAUUCUAUUAAAAAUAAAUAUUUAGAUAAAAAGUAUAAAGUUGAUACAUUAAGUAAUAUUGAUAAUGAAGAUGAUUAUAAAAGCCAUGUUGAUUUAAGAAGUAUUUAUAAAGAUAUGAAUAAAAAUAUGUAUAAUUAUAGUGAUUAA
Molecule: messenger RNA, 1341 nt
Organism: Plasmodium relictum
Lineage: Eukaryota; Apicomplexa; Aconoidasida; Haemosporida; Plasmodiidae
Product: conserved Plasmodium protein, unknown function
Exons: 5
Coding region: 1-1341 (446 amino acids)
Source: RefSeq, a predicted model, not a curated record